This is a messenger RNA of Diceros bicornis minor, 3682 nucleotides long. It is a transcript of the gene BFAR, whose product is annotated as bifunctional apoptosis regulator. Gene Ontology annotation, biological process: proteasome-mediated ubiquitin-dependent protein catabolic process. Gene Ontology annotation, cellular component: nucleus. The transcript is spliced from 8 exons. Gene Ontology annotation, molecular function: protein binding; ubiquitin protein ligase activity. NCBI's taxonomy places the organism in Eukaryota, Metazoa, Chordata, Mammalia, Perissodactyla, Rhinocerotidae. The coding region runs from base 1521 to 2873 and encodes 450 amino acids. The record is from RefSeq and is a predicted model, not a curated record.
CAGGGCUGAUCUUCCUCACCCAAAAAAUAAAUAAAUAAAUAAAAUGUACAUCCCUGAGUCUAUCCCAGAUAUCCUUAUUCAGAUUCGCCAAACUUCCCACGUGAUUCUGAUGGAGGUUCUGAGAAAUUCCUGUGAUAGGAAGUCAAAUAUUUGUUGGUUUGAUUUUCAACUACAAAUAUCUAGAGCCCAGCUUUGCGCCAGCUACUCUCAGCUACGGUGACUUGAAUUAGAAUUCUAUUGGCUUGGUUCCCGACCUCAAGGAGCUCAGGAUCUGGUUGGAGAGGCAAAGACUACUCCAACAGUAGUAUGCAAAAAGUGUAAGAGUGAGCUAAACCUGAAGACAACACGUUAGUUUAUAGUAUGUGAAUCAGAGCAGAAUAGUUUAAAAACCGGUGGUUAAGGUAUGGGUUGCUGGGAACUACCAGUAGUUUUUGAUCACUCUCUGAGUUAUUGGACAUGUGCAGCAUUUAAGACAGGAUAAGUCAUGGCAUGUAUGCCACGUAACAGAAGCGAGAGAGGAGAGUCUAGAGAGAGACAGGACACCCUUCUCAGAGUGCUCUCAUCUUGCCCAACACCACUCAGGCAGUAAAUCACAGCGCCUCACAGUUGAGGCAGCAGGUCAACAGCCAGUGAGGGAGCUACCUUUGCCCUAGUGAUUUCUGACCCCAUCCCAAAAGAAAAUCUAUUUGGAGUUGGAAAAACACAAGGUUUUAUACUGUCAGAGCCUGUUUCGUAGUCACUAAAAAUGCGUGGUCGCUCUUUGGACAUUUCAUAAUGUCUGUAGUAUUCUGCCAGUGUUUAUAGUGGUGUCCCCAGAGGUGGACCUGAGGUGUCAGAAAUAGGGGUGCUCCCAGCCAGCCUCACCUCUAUUUCUAUUGUGAAUGUUUCUGUUUAUUUAGUUCAUGGAAUAGCUUGCUCACCCUAACAACCACAAGCUGGAGUUCAUGUUCCAGAAUGCAAUGUUGUCAAAUUCUAGUUUUUCUCUAGUUUGGAUUUCUGAGCUGUGUAGUAGCAGGUCAGUGAUGUGGCCUAGAUGACAAAGGAGCAAAUCAUUCCUUUGAACUAAUAACUUAUUUAUUACCUUGUUGGGAUAAUAUAGUGUUAUGAGAACAGGCUUUAAGUCAGACCAUGAUUUAAAACCAGGCUCUGUCCUAUAUGAAUUAGGCCUCCAUUUUCUCAUCUGUAAAAUGAAAAUGACAGUAAUAAUUACCCCAUAGGAUUAUUAUGUCUUUCACAUUAUAAGGGCUUAGUAAAUAUUAGCAAUUGUCAUUAUUCUCUGUUGUCAGGUAAUAUGUAAUGAGAAGAAAUAGCCUAAUUAGAGGCCCAUAUAGAGCCAAAAUCUUUUUAUUUCGGUGAACAACUUUGCUAAGAAAUGAUUGACAUCAUAUUUUUCAGGCUAGAAUCCCAAUAAAUUAGCCCAUCAAAGGAUUAUUCCUAAAACAUUAGAUUUAAUGAUGCUCUGCAGCAAUUUUCUGAGUCUGAAAUUUUCUAUGGCUGUGGAUCCCAGAAUUUGCUAAGCGAUGGAGGAAUCUCAACACAAUGAUCUGUCCACAGUGACCCUUGAGAAAGAUGAGCCUCUCAAGAGCACCUGCCCUCAGAUUUCUGUUAGUGAAUUUUCUUGCCACUGCUGUUACGACAUCUUGGUUAACCCCACCACCUUGAACUGUGGGCACAGCUUCUGCCGGCACUGCCUAGCUUUAUGGUGGGCCUCUUCGAAGAAAACAGAGUGUCCAGAAUGCAGAGAAAAAUGGGAAGGUUUCCCCAAAGUCAAUAUUCUCCUCAGGGAUGCCAUUGAAAAAUUAUUUCCUGAUGCCAUUAGAAUGCGAUUUGAAGACAUUCAGCAGAAUAAUGACAUAGUCCAGAGUCUUGCAGCCUUUCAGAAGUAUGGGAAUGAUCAGAUUCCUUUAGCUCCCAACACUGGCCGAGGGAAUCAGCAGAGAGGAGGGGGCUUCUUUUCUGGAGUGCUCACAGCUUUAACUGGUGUAGCAGUGGUCCUGCUCGUGUAUCACUGGAGCAGCAGGGAAUCUGAGCACGACCUCCUAGUCCACAAGGCUGUGGCCAAAUGGACAGCGGAAGAAGUUGUCCUCUGGCUGGAGCAGCUGGGCCCUUGGGCCUCUCUCUACAGAGACAGGUUUUUAUCUGAAAGAGUAAAUGGAAGAUUGCUUUUAACUUUGACAGAGGAAGAAUUUUCAAGGGCGCCAUAUAGUAUAGAAAAUAGCAGCCACAGAAGAGCCAUCCUCACGGAACUGGAGCGCGUCAAAGCACUAGGCGUGAAGCCCCCCCAAAAUUUCUGGGAAUAUAAGGCCGUGAACCCGGGCAGGUCCCUGUUCCUGCUGUACGCCCUCAAGAGUUCCCCCAGACUUGGGCUGCUGUACCUCUACCUGUUUGACUACACAGACACCUUCCUACCCUUCAUCCACACCAUCUGCCCUCUACAAGAAGACAGCUCCGGGGAGGACAUCAUCACCAAGCUUCUGGAUCUCAGAGAACCCACAUGGAAGCAAUGGAGAGAAUUCCUUGUCAAAUACUCCUUCCUCCCAUACCAGCUGAUUGCUGAAUUUGCUUGGGACUGGCUGGAGGUCCAUUACUGGACAUCACGGUUUCUCAUCGUCAAUGCCAUGUUACUCUCGGUUCUGGAAUUAUUCUCCUUUUGGAGGAUCUGGUCAAGAAGUGAACUGAAGACUGUGCCUCAGAGGAUGUGGAGCCAUUUUUGGAAAGUAUCAACACAGGGGCUUUUUGUGGCCAUGUUCUGGCCCCUCAUUCCUCAGUUUGUUUGCAACUGUUUAUUUUACUGGGCCCUGUACUUUAACCCAAUUAUUAACAUUGAUCUUGUGGUCAGGGAAGUCCGACGGCUAGAAACCCAAGUGUUGUGACUGGCAUUGCCCAGGCUCUGAGGGACUCUUCCAGCCUCCUUGACAUCUGAGCUCUGAUGCUUAAGGUGGGUGGACAGGGGCAGGAGCGGACUUCCUAUUUUCUGCCCCUAGUAAACAAGGUGCUGCUUUGUCUGUCAAAGGCUACAACCAGGUCCUCUCUCCCUCUACCUGUGGCAUCGUGGCAGCCGGAGCUGGGCCAACACAGCAGCAGUACCUCCCACUCUGCUGCCUUCCUCACAGGGACUUGGGAGGCCCAGUCCACGACAGCUGCCAAGGACCCAGGGUCCUCAGAGGAUGCGAUGUGGGCGAUAUCAGAAGGCUGCCACGUCAGCAGUCCUGCUUACCCUAACAUCAGUGACUGACAAAGACUCCCAGGGCAAGGUGGAGCCCUUAGCCUGAGACCAGGCUUGUUGGGGGCCAGGCCUAUCCUCUAAGUCAAGUUAGGAAAACGGGAGAUUUUGUCAUAGGCAUAGACAGUUACACAUAAAAAAUACAGAGGAAAAACCAAAAUCUGAUCAACGUUUCUGUCUUAUUGAAGAGGUGCUAGAAGGUUUCAGAGUUAAACCUCUAAAAGGAUUCAGUUUGAGACUAGAAUGAUGGUUAGACUCAUCGUCACUGUUUUCCACAUGUAAUCAUUGAAAGCUUGGGUCCCUUCUAUGAGUAGGGGGAUUGAGUGGGAUAUCAGGCAAUUAAUGGAUAGUGAUUCACAUCAGGCUGAGUUGCCUCAGUGCUACUUAAAAUUGUUGUUUUGGGGUUUACUUCGUUUUGCUUUUAAGAAUUUAAUCUGUAAAAUAAAUUCCAGGAUAGUC